CCGAGGCUUAAAAUAAUUUCAAGAAACGAACAUGCAAGUCGACGAAUGCAAAUUGCUUUUAAAACUCAAAACCGCAAUUAAUUAUGUCCUUGUUUUUUUUGAUAAUCAUUGCUUUUAAGAAAAUGAGUCAGACGAUAAAUUUCACACAUCUGGCAUGCUUGCGAGUCAAUGAUUGACAUUUUCCAGUUCCUGUUAUGAUUAGUGUGUCCAUUAAAUGAAGUUCAAAACGUCAUCUUAUAUAUUUGUUAUUAUUUUUUCUCUCCUCCCGUUGUUGCUAUUAAUUUGAAAAAUUAAUUUAUUACUCAUUUGUUUCUUGAAAAUGUGAAUCAAAUUCAUUGGAUAAUCUUUUCAUGAAUUUGUUUUAUAAUUUUUAUUUGCUGCAUUAAAGGUACUGAUUGCAAAUGUAUGACAGAAGAAGAUUCUUUCCCACAUUGUUUUUGAUAUUACUACCUAACACAUUGUUUGAAAUUGUUGGUGCUGCUGUUUCAGUUUGUAGUGAUGUUCAUGAAACUUGUAAAUGCCAUGACUCAUAUGAAAGAUAUAACUUGACAAAUGGACAAACAGUUUGCUUUAAAGAGUUUGAUGCUAAAACAUGGGAUGAAGCUAAUAUAGUUUGUGCCAAAGAACACUCAUAUCUUUUACAUUCACUGUCUAAUAUUUCAUCAACUUUGUUUACAACACUUGCAAAUCAGAAUGAGAACAAUGUGUAUUGGCUUGGAAUUAAAAGACAAGAAGGAUUUUAUGUUGUGCAUGAUUUUGCACCAAGCUUAUUUAAAGAAUCAAACAGGUGGGGAGCAAGAUGGAAAUAUGAUGAACCUCAGCAUGAUUGUGUUGCUCUUGACAUAUCGCGGGGACAUUUGCUUACAUAUGAUUGUUCUAUGGCAUUGCCAUUUAUAUGCUUAAACAAUCUAUUUCCAUCUCAACCAUUAAAAAGUUUAGUAUGUCCUGAAGAUUAUUUAUUCAGCUAUCAAUUACCAUUCCACAUAAAUAAUUGUGUUCGUUACUUUGAAGCUGCUUCCUAUAAUAAAGCUCAGCAGUUAUGUGAGGCAGAUAAUGGCUCUUUAGCAUCCUUAGAAGUUUAUCAAGUUUUCAUUAACAAUGAAAGCGAUUGGAAUUUCGAAGAUUUCUGGUUAGAGAAUGGAACGGCAAUUUGUGUUAAUCAGAAUGAUACCUGUGAUACAAUUGAACAUCCUUUCAUCUGUGUUCAAGGAACCAAGCAUACUGAUGCUGUUGCUCUCAUACAUCCUGACAUUCCAGAAUCAUUCCCUAGCAGCGAUGUGGAUAAUAGCAUUUUGACCUGCGAUGUUGUCAUUAGUGGUAGAAAUAUCACUGAUAAAGAAAAUCUUGUUUCUUACCAAUGGUACAAAAAUGGAUUGCCAAUCAACAUACAGAAACGUAUGAUAGAUUUGCGGUACUAUGCUGAUUUGAUAAAAACAAGUUCUUCCCCGAUCAUUCGACAAGGUGUUUAUCACUGUGAGAUAAAACUUCUUGGCUCUUCCGAUAUAGUUAAAUCAGAAGUCACUAAUUAUUUCUACUCAGAUGUUUCGACUUAUGUUAUGACUGUGUAUGGCAUGAAAGCUGAAAAAUAUAGGGACUAUUCUCAAUUAGAUUUCAUAACAACAAAAGCUACAUUUAAGAAAUUUAUGACAUCUGUAACUGCAGACAUAAAAAAGAAAUUACCCAAUUUUUUUUGGGAAUUCCAUAAUAUUAGUUUGGUUCACAAUUUGAUGGAAAUAAAAUUUAUACUGUAUGUGAAUCGAAGCAUUGCUUUAUCUGAAAAUUCAUUAAGUGAGAAGGACAUUUAUGACUCGUUGAUUUCAUCUAGAGAUAGAAUAAAACAUUCCACGAAAGAAUGGAAAGAUGUUUCUCUUACAAUCAAGAAUGCAGAUUUUUGUUUUGAAGAAAAUGUUAUGAGUGCAGAGACAGGUUAUGGGAAGGUUUUGAAAUGGAAAGGAACCGUUCAAACCAAGCAUGCAGUGUCUGAGCCAUUAUGUUUGAAUGACUGGAAACUGCAAACUCGAGUGUGCAGACCUAGCCUUACCAUAGGAGCUGAUUGGUUACCUUUCAAUUAUUCCACCUGCACAAAAUUUCAACAUUCAAUUGAAGAUGUAGAAAUCAGUUGCUCUGGUGAUUUUAAAACUUCAAAUCAAGGAAUGUGUUAUAAAUUGCAUCAUAGUUUGCAAUCUUGGGAUGAAGCUUUGGAAGCCUGCAGUAAUGUUUCAAGUUAUUUAAUUGAUUUUAAUACCUUCAGAGAGAUUGCUUCAGCAUCUUCAUUAGAAUCAUUUCAAUAUUGGCUUCCUGUAAAAAUUUAUCCUAACGAAACUUUAUUUGUGGGUAUGAAUUCUGAAAAUAAAUGGUAACUCUUAUUUUUUUCACUUUUUUGUUG
Molecule: messenger RNA, 2386 nt
Organism: Parasteatoda tepidariorum (common house spider)
Lineage: Eukaryota; Metazoa; Arthropoda; Arachnida; Araneae; Theridiidae
Source: RefSeq, a predicted model, not a curated record